AUGAUCCCGUAUGGCAUACAUGAGCCUACCCAAGGAGGCCAAGCAAUAAGCAAGAAAAGUAGCAAUGGCAACCCAAAUGGUCUUUGGAUGAAGGUGAAAUGGGGUGGGAUUCUCCGGAUAUCUGAUUUGGAGGAAACCCAGAAGUACAAAGAAGAUGAAAGGAACGAGUGCAUCCAAAGGAUUAGUCUGUAUUGUCAUGUUACAUAUUUGGAUAGAGGUGAUUUUGAGCUAAGUGCAUCUAUAAGGAUGAGGUUCUGA
Molecule: messenger RNA, 258 nt
Organism: Sphenostylis stenocarpa
Lineage: Eukaryota; Viridiplantae; Streptophyta; Magnoliopsida; Fabales; Fabaceae
Source: the annotation of a GenBank genome assembly